UGACGCCCCCUAUUUAACUUGACGUUUAUCGGCUGGACCGGAAACCAAACAAGGAAUCGGGAUUUGAACGAUCUUACGUGUCAUUCCGAGAGUGUCAGAUAUUCAGAAAUCCCCUGGAGCCCCUCUGGUGAAACUGAUCUACUGGUCACUGUCUUGUCAUUGAUGAACGGUAACGGUUGCUAACACCUGUUGGAAUGAAGGCUCUGAUCCUGGUAGGGGGGUACGGGACCCGACUGCGACCGCUCACCCUGAGCGUCCCCAAACCGCUGGUGGAGUUCUGCAACAAACCCAUCCUGCUGCACCAGGUGGAGGCUCUGGUGAAGGCCGGGGUGAACCAUGUUGUCCUGGCGGUGAGCUACAUGUCAGAGCUGCUGGAAAGAGAGAUGAGGAUCCAGGAGGAGAGACUUGGGAUUCAGAUCUCUCUGUCACAUGAGAAGGAGCCUCUGGGGACGGCCGGCCCCCUGGCGUUGGCUCGAGAGCUUCUGAAUGUCGACAGCGAGCCGUUCUUUGUACUCAACUCAGACGUCAUCUGUGAUUUCCCCUUCAAGGACCUGAUGCAGUUCCACCGCAACCACGGCAGGGAGGGAACCAUCGUGGUAACUCGGGUAGAGGAGCCCUCUAAAUACGGCGUGGUCGUGUUCGAGUCAGACAGUGGACGGAUACAUCGCUUCGUUGAAAAGCCGCAGGUCUUUGUCUACAAGAUCAACGCCGGCAUCUACAUCUUCAAUCCCAGCAUGCUCAGCAGGAUCCAGCUGAGACCCACCUCCAUCGAGAAGGAGAUUUUUCCCGUCAUGGCGGGGGAGGGACAUCUGUACGCCAUGGAGCUGCAGGGGUUCUGGAUGGACAUCGGUCAGCAAGACUUCCUGACGGGGAUGUGUAUACUUCAGUCCGUACGGCAGCACACUCCUGAGAGGCUACGCACAGGGCCCGGUUUUCUCGGGAACGUUCUCGUGGACCCGACAGCACUGAUUGGAGAGAACUGCACCAUCGGUCCGAAUGUCACGAUCGGUGCAGGCGUGGUGGUGGAGGACGGGGUGAGGAUAAAACGCUGCACCGUGCUGAAAGGAGCGCGGGUUCGAUCGCACUCUUGGCUGGAGAGCUGCAUCGUCGGGUGGAGCUCCUCUGUCGGACAAUGGGAGUGAGUGAAAGAGGGACCACCUGUGAAACCAAAAUACCCCCUGCAAUGGGGGCUGACAGUGCGGAUGGAGAAUGUGACGGUGUUGGGGGAGGACGUGAUCGUGAACGACGAGCUCUAUCUAAACGGUGCCAACGUCCUGCCUCAAUCCAUCAGCGAGUCCGUCCCAGAGCCUCGGAUCUCAUGUAGCAUGCGGUGGAGGAGAGAAGCACCCAGCGCCUUCUUUUUAAACGAACUCAACAGAACACCCAAAUUGUGCCACAGAGAGGAGGAAGAGGAAGAAGAGGAGGAAGGGCAAACAGAUGGGUGGAGUGCAGGAAAGCAGGAGGAGACAUUUAUUUUCCUUUAGUUCUUAAUUUGGACUCGUUUUUUGCCCUGCUUGGCUGCAUCUUUCAUCAAUGAGCAAACAUCAAACGCUAAUAUCUUGAAUGUGGCAGACAGAAAAUGUCAUGCUGUGAACACUGCUUUAAUUAAAAAAAGGUGAGGGAGGGGGCUGAUGUACGUGGGAUGGGUGUCCGUCAGCGGUGGAGGGACUAAUGUGAAGUGGAUUCAGAGGGUGGCAGGAUUAGAGGACGUAGUUUGACUCACUGUGCUUGCAUCUCUUAGACAGUUACAGAGUGUUAAGAUGAAGCAUUCGAAUUAUCUGACACGUUUAUGGGACUGACAUGGACGAACAGAGAAAAGCUGCAUUCAAAGAUGCAUCGAUUGGCCCUCUAUGGGUCAGCCAGAGCGAGCUGUAGACAACUCAUAGCAUAGAAAGCUGCUAAUGCUUGCUUCUUCGCUCAUGCAGCAGACUCAGAGGAACAUGCUCAUGUAUAUCCAUCUGAUGAAUGUAGCGUUAUCAUUGUUAUAAGAAUACUAAUAAGUAAGGCUUUAAUCCGUCAUAGAGAGCGUGCUGAGUACGUCUUCAUGCCUUCAAGAGUUUUCUCUUCUUUGUUUUGUCUUGAUAAAUGUGCACUUCCACGCCAAAACCAGUCUGCAAAAAGUGAACAAAAUGUAGCAUGCUUUUUACAACAAACAAAUCUGGACAUGUGCUGCCUCUCCAACCGCUCAAAUGAAGGGAUAGGUGAGCCCAGCCUGCUGUGGUAGAAGUGGGGUGUGCAGGUCUGAUCAAACCCCUCCUCAGUCUUUCACCAGAAUAAAUCUGGGUUUAUUCAAAGCCCAAGAUGUGAAGUAGAAAACAAACCUGAACAUGAUUACAGCCAAUCAGCAACAGGUAGCAACAGGUUGUACACUCUCCAUGAAUACAGACAAAAAAGGACAACAUUCCAUUGUGUCGGAUGUGUUCUAGCUUUGGUUUUAUGUAAGUUUGCAGAGUGAAAAGAGAUUCAUGAACCAAACUGCUGUUACAGAACCACAUAUGUGGCUUAUUAUAUAUCUCUUCCUGCAGAAAUCUGUACAUCUGUCAGAUGAAAUCUGGUUGCCUCAGCUUAAUUCUUAUAUUGUAAGUUGCUUUAAACAACGAUGAGAGGUGCAGGACCUUUACACUCUCAUCCUCAGACUACAGGAUAGGAUAGAUCUUACUCUCUUUCACAUCCAAACAGCAGUGCUACUUCAUGAUCGCGCCAAAGAUUACUCUCCCUACUGAUGUUCGUCUCUUAUAAGAUCCUACAUAGAAAUGUAGAAUGUGUUGGUGGAUCUGGACUUCAGUAAGAGAAGUCUUCUGGUGUUAGUAUUGACCAAUCAGGUAUCAGCAGGUUUGAUGUAUGCAGGAAAAGGAAGAACACACACAACACACUGCAAAGACAUCCCAGCAUCCAUCAGCAGUAAUCUGAAGAUGAUUUAUUUCUCUUUAUAAACAGUUUCUGCAUGCAAGUGCAGCCAACAAUCCUUUCAAGGGGUGGCCACAAAUCUGCUCCAUGCAGUUGUUCAGAUUUCCUGAUUUGAUGGAUCAGAAACAAUGGAUCCGAACCUGACAAAGCUCGACUUUAAUUUUGGGCUGAGCAUCAGAAGGAGCAGUGAAAGGACAUUAAAUAUCAAUAAACUCUCUAUAGAAGUACAUACUCCACAUUUCCAACCAACACAUGCCUCAUAUCGUAUAAAAAUGUGAAGACCUCUACAGCAGAAGGCAUCUGAAAUGAGUCAUCUUUGAUAAUUUUUUCAUCUCAGUUGUUUAACUUCAAAUGUUUCUCUACAUUUGACUUAUUGUUACUGACCAGGAAAACACAUGCAGCAAGUGAAACUGUCCUCUGAAACAAUGAAGCGUCUGUAUGUUAUUAUGCAGUAAGUGAUCACCACUAAUCAACUCUCUGAACAUGUUGAAGCUGAAUCAAGUGAAAUCUUGUAAUGAAGUCUUUUUUAAAGAGAAUAAUAUCUACUGACCACAUUCACCUCUCGUCUUGUGUCUUUUACUUUGUCAUUAUGUAUAAGAUCAUGUACAGUGAGCAGGUUGCUGUGCAAAAUUGAAAUAGUCCUCAACAGUAGCCUGCUCAGACUGUUACAAAUAUCAUUAAAUGUAUCAUUUUCAUUCACA
Molecule: messenger RNA, 3608 nt
Organism: Notolabrus celidotus (New Zealand spotty)
Lineage: Eukaryota; Metazoa; Chordata; Actinopteri; Labriformes; Labridae
Gene: gmppb
Product: GDP-mannose pyrophosphorylase B
Biological process (GO): GDP-mannose biosynthetic process; cell wall mannoprotein biosynthetic process
Cellular component (GO): cytoplasm
Molecular function (GO): GTP binding; mannose-1-phosphate guanylyltransferase (GTP) activity
Source: RefSeq, a predicted model, not a curated record